Molecule: messenger RNA, 849 nt
Organism: Phytophthora nicotianae INRA-310
Lineage: Eukaryota; Oomycota; Peronosporomycetes; Peronosporales; Peronosporaceae
Exons: 2
Coding region: 1-849 (282 amino acids)
Source: RefSeq, a predicted model, not a curated record
AUGGCGGAUAUUCAAGAUGAUGAAGAGUUCGAAGAGAUGCUGAACAUUGUGUUAUCUCAGUGGAGAAACGUUCGUCAGCGCAAGAAGCGAGCGAUUCGCGUCAGCGGGAGCGUGGUACCAGACGACAAAAGCGUGUGCGACCAGAUGGCUCUUGAAGUCGCUGCAAAGCGGAAAUUUGAUUUAAAAUCUGGACGUAAACUCGCUAGUGUGGACACAUUGCAAGAUUUAUUGGAUGCUUUGGAUGAGGAUAAGCCUGGACUCUUGAAAACGCAGCGGUGUCUAUCCGGGGUUAUUAUCAGGCACGGGGGGUCCGACAACAAGAAGCCAAAGUUGAAAAUAUGCAAGAAUCCUGUACUUGUCCAGGAUCCGUCCAAUCUGCUUCCGUCCAAGCUUCUUGAUGCCUGUUUGAAAGUCUUGCCGUUGUCCAACACGAAGUCGACUGCUAUAUCGAUAGACGGAUCCCAACCAAGUCAGUCGCAUAGCAGUGAAGAAAAGGCGGCUCCACAGUCUGUCGAAACGGUUCUCAUAAAGGAUGUGGGCCAGUUCUCCAGAAAGCAGAUUGAGAUCUUCAAGCGUGUCCGGAAUCUAAAAGAGGUCGUCGAAUUGGGACUGGGUACAUACAAAUGGAUGACAGAGAUUGGUAUCCCCGCGUUACCUGCAGAAAAUCACGGCCUCGCCAAGAAGAAAGCAGAAAAGGUGGAAAGCACGUACCCCUACCAACAGAUCCAGGGACUCCCAGGUGUCGCUGACUUUCAGUAUGGGAUGCUCUAUCGCGCUACACCACCAUCCUGGCUAUCAAAUUCCUUCAUCCGAGCUCUAUGUCUGCGACGUUGCAGGGAUUUCACAUAG